Molecule: messenger RNA, 3656 nt
Organism: Scleropages formosus (Asian bonytongue)
Lineage: Eukaryota; Metazoa; Chordata; Actinopteri; Osteoglossiformes; Osteoglossidae
Gene: man1b1a
Product: mannosidase, alpha, class 1B, member 1a
Exons: 14
Coding region: 253-2238 (661 amino acids)
Biological process (GO): mannose trimming involved in glycoprotein ERAD pathway; carbohydrate metabolic process
Cellular component (GO): membrane; endoplasmic reticulum
Molecular function (GO): calcium ion binding; mannosyl-oligosaccharide 1,2-alpha-mannosidase activity
Source: RefSeq, a predicted model, not a curated record
CGUGUGGGAAACGAGCACAGCACGUGCGCGCUCUUCCUGCGUAAACACGGCUGCGUGUUUGCGUGCGCGCGCGGAGGUUUGGUUUUGGAUUUCACCGGCUAGUUUCUACAGGAACGACCUUUGCAGAAGUCCUCUUUCCCACUGGCGUAAGGAACCGGCGUCUCGAGCAAACUGAUAUCAGCCUCCCCGUGUCCUCGGCCCCCGUUCCAUUCCCUUGUCCACGCCUUAUGACCCCCCCGUCCACCUGGAGACAUGUACGCACCCUCGAGGAAGGACUUCAUCUUGCUGACUCUGAGUGAUGAGGAUAGUGGUGGCUACAACAAUGGCAAGCAGUGGCGCCGGCAGUCAUGCUGGAGGAAAUGGAAACAGCUGUCCAGGCUGCAGCGCAGUCUCAUCCUCUUCUUCUUUGCUAUGCUGUUGAUUUGUGGGAUUGUGAUGUACCCCAAAGUGACCUGGCCCUGGAGCGAUUCCCCGGUCGGAGUAGCGAAAGAUGACUGGGGUGGGCGGGAUGAGCAUGAGCUGAAGCCAGUCCUCACAAGGGUCGUCCCUGGGGUCCUCCCUGUCCCGCAGAAGCAGGACCAAGGCCAGACCCUGCCUGAACCACCAGCUGAGAGAAAGCCACACCCCAACAAGCAGAGUUCUCCAGUCCUGCAGGGGCGUCAGCAGAAUGUGUCAGGUGGGCAGAGCAGACAGGACAGGCAAGAGGAGCAUGAACUGAAGGUGGAGAAGGAUGUUAGCCUGGGGGAGAAUGGAGAUAAACCUCUUGUCAGCUGGCGGGGGGCCAUGAUCGAGAUGGAGCAGAUGACAGAGCCCCAGCCCUCGACCGGUCAGAAACCCAGAGACGCUGCCCCUCAACAGCCAGUUUCAGGUGGACUUGUGGACUGGCCAGAGGCUGUGAAGGAGGCGUUCAGACACGCGUGGAAAGGGUACAGAGAGUUUGCCUGGGGGCAUGACGAGCUGAAACCCAUCUCCAAGUCCUACGGGGAGUGGUUUGGGCUGGGUCUCACGCUGAUCGAUGCGCUGGACACCAUGUGGAUCAUGGGCUUGAAAGAGGAAUUCGAGGAAGCCAGGAAGUGGGUGGCCACUGAGCUGUCCUUCUUCAGAAAUGUGGAUGUGAACCUGUUUGAGACUACCAUCCGCAUCCUUGGGGGCCUACUAAGCACGUACCACCUGACUGGGGACAGCUUGUUCCUCGACAAGGCUAAGGACAUCGGAUCACGAUUAAUGCCCGCCUUCAGCACCCCCUCCAAAAUCCCAUACUCGGAUGUGAACAUCGGAAAGGGCGUUGCUCACCCACCUCGCUGGACCUCGGACAGCACCGUGGCAGAGGUGGCCAGCAUCCAGCUAGAGUUCCGGGAGCUCAGCCGCCUCACACAGGACCCCCAGUACCAGGCAACAGUGGACGAGGUGAUGAAGAUCGUCCACCGACUGGACGGAAAGCAUGAUGGCCUGGUGCCCCUGUUCAUUAACACCAACAGUGGGCAGUUCACCCACCGUGGCGUGUUUACGUUGGGCGCACGCGCCGACAGCUACUAUGAGUACCUGCUCAAGCAGUGGAUCCAAGGUGGAAAGAAAGAGAAGGAACUGCUAGAAGACUACCUGCAGGCAGUGGAGGGUGUGAAGAAGAACCUGCUCCGGAAGACGCUCUCGCACGGCCUUACCUUCGUUGGGGAGCUGUCCCAUGGCCGCUUCAACCCCAAGAUGGAUCACCUGGUGUGCUUCCUGCCAGGCACAUUGGCGCUGGGCGCCUACAACGGGUUGCCCCCCAACCACAUGGAGCUGGCCACACAGCUCAUGGAGACAUGCUACCAGAUGUACAAGCAGAUGGAGACGGGACUGAGCCCUGAGAUUGCGCACUUUAACCUGCAGCCUCACAGCGUGCGCAACGUCGAGGUCAAGUCGGCAGACCGACACAACCUCUUACGGCCGGAGACAGUGGAGAGUCUCUUCUACAUGUACAGGUUCACUGGAGACCAGAGGUAUCGUGACUGGGGCUGGGAGAUCUUCCAGAGCUUCAACAAGCACACAAGAGUCCCUUCGGGAGGCUAUACCUCUAUUGGCAACGUGAGGGACCCUACGAACCCCAGUCCCAGGGAUAAGAUGGAAAGCUUCUUCCUGGCAGAGACACUCAAGUACUUGUACCUGCUCUUCUCCGACGACCAGGAGCUCAUCAGCUUGGACAAGUAUGUCUUCAACACCGAAGCGCAUCCUCUGCCAAUCUGGCCAUCUGACCCAUGAUGGGGGCAGUGUACAACUUUGGAUCCCACAUCCUGCAGAUGCUCUCAGGGCUCCCAUACAGAUUAGAUUUUUUAUGUGACUGCUGUACUACAGUACAUACCACAGAUUUCCUGCUUCAGAAGUAGCCCUUUGUUUUGUGUGGCUGCCAUUUGAGGAACUGAUAUCCAUCGGCACUGUCUUGGUCUAUGAAGGCACUGACACUCAUUUGUUGAACAUCUUAGAGUAAAACUUUGUAGUUCCUGUGUUUCUGGGCUCAGCACCAAAUUGCCAGGUUAUUUUCUGUAUUUUCACAGAGGUCAUGCCAGAACUGGUGACUUCUAUACCGAUUUUAUAGACAGUUCUCUGCUGAGGCCAAGAUGAUAACAUCUGGAAAGAGAAGCAUGUGCUGUUGACUCUCAGACCAUCAUCCCAGGGAACUUCUCUAAACCAGAGAUGUCUGUUGACUUUGAAUUUCACAGGUACCUUGAUGGACACGUCUCACGGAAUAUGGUUCUGUCAAGAGUCGACUCAAUGAAGCUGAUAGUGGAAUUAAGGUCUAGCAGAAGGUUCACCCUGGUCCCUCAAACCUUCUAUAUUGCCACAUUUUUUCAAGGUGAACUCAGAGAGCGUCUGGUGGUAGUGACUGCUAGACUUGCACUCUGUGAACCGUUUUUCUCAGUUCCAUUGAGGAAAGCCAUACAUGCUUUUGGGAGAUGACAUGUGACAGUUUGUGAUUGAGAGAUUGAGGUUAUGACUGGUGAGCAGCGGAAGCCACUUAUGUUUUCCUGUCUUGUUUUCAAGGGCAGUGGUGUUUAGAUAAGUCUGCCAGUCAGUUAGCUAAUUCAUAAAUUAAUCAGCCAGGGGCACAAUCUGUGGUUACAACAUUGUACAGUACCAGUGUAAAGUGUGAGUCCAUCUGCAGGAAAGUAAUGUUUUUGUUCACGUUCUGCAUUUAGUUAACAAGUGUUAUGAGGAAAUGAGGUGCCAUGUCUUCCCAGCUCUUCUGCUGCAGUUCCAAGAGGUGUAAGGCGCUUGUAUUUUGCUUUGCUUUCGCUCUUCUCUCCAGUUCCCCGCGAACAGGUAUUGCCCAGGUAGCCUGACUGUACUCAAACUUUUGACUGGUACUGUAUGUACAGCUGUGUCUUGUCUGCUAACAGCAGUCCAAGUGUGUCUUUUUAUCUCUAUUUUUAUUCUAGGCACUUUUGUGUGAAAGAAAAUGCACUUGACCUUAUAUUUGUAAGUGAAAAGAAGGUCUUCUCUUAGCCUGCGGUGCACUAUGAACGAGGAACUCUUAGACGCGUCACUUCGUUUGUUUCCCGGAGUUACAGCCUUCAAGAAAAGGUACGAGGGUCCUCAGGGAUUAGAAGGGCUCUGGUCCCUCAGUGCGCUGCAGAAUAGUAGUGAACUCGUUCCUACACGUGGUGAUCGUCCAUUCUCAG